Messenger RNA from Cornus florida, 592 nucleotides. RefSeq names its product metallothionein-like protein 1. The transcript has 3 exons. Lineage: Eukaryota; Viridiplantae; Streptophyta; Magnoliopsida; Cornales; Cornaceae. The record is from RefSeq and is a predicted model, not a curated record. Gene Ontology annotation, molecular function: metal ion binding. Bases 99 to 326 code for a protein of 75 amino acids.
UGAGGUCUCUAACGUUGAAAAUCAUCCCGUAAAGUGUUUUUAGUAAAAUCCAACUUCCACAAAAAUCAAUCCUUAAUUUUCUUCUUAAUCUCUUGAAAAUGUCUAGCGGUUGUAACUGUGGCUCUGGGUGCUCAUGUGGAGCCGAUUGCAAAUGUGGAAAAAUGUAUCCUGACUUGGAGACGAAGACCACAAGUACUGCAACCAUAAUCACUGGUGUUGCACCAAAGAAUACGUAUGCGGAGGGAUCUGAGAUGAGCUUUGGAGCAGAAGGAGGGCAUACCUGCAAGUGUGGUGAUAAAUGCACCUGUGACCCUUGUACUUGUUGAUCACAAUUGAACUCCUCAAGCCUCAAAAAAAGUAGCUAUGGUUUAAUAUAAAUAAUUGUUUACAGUAGAAUAAGACAGCCAUGGCCUUCUCUUAAUCCACUACUACUUGGAUUCUUAGAAUGGCCUGUGGCUACUACUUUAAUGGUGUCUUUGUGUAGUACUUGUGCCUGAGUCUGCUGCUUUUGUGGUUGUUGGGGUUUGAUAUAUGUGUAUGAAGGAGACGUUGAAAAAAUGAAAUUAAUAUAGCUCCUUCAACUGUUGUGUAA